AGACAAGAUUGCAGCCGGCACACUGAGGCACACUGACGAAGCGAGAGCGUGUGAAGAAAACUAAACAAAUAAAAGAAACACUUGGGUGUAACAGUGUGAUCGAGGAGGCUGAGCCCAGAGCAGAGGAGACAGGAGCACAGGGAAGGAGGAGGAGGGUGAGAAAGAGUCACAGAGAGACAGAGGGAGAAGAGGACAGAGAGAGACGCAUCAGAGCGGGGAACAGGUUCUUUCGGCAGCCCUUGGACUCAGCCUCAGCAGACAUGCCUAACUUUGCCGGCACCUGGAAGAUGAAGAAGAGUGAGAAUUUUGAUGAACUUCUCAAAGCCCUGGGAGUGAACACCAUGCUGAGGAAGGUGGCUGUGGCAGCGGCCUCCAACCCCCACGUGGAGAUCCGUCAGGACGGGGAGCAGUUCUACAUCAAGACAUCCACCAGUGUGCGCACCACCGAGAUCAACUUCCACAUCGGUGAAGAAUACGACGAGGAGACGGUGGACGGAAGGAAGUGCAGGAGCCUCGCCACCUGGGUGUCGGAGAAUAAGAUGUACUGUAAGCAGACUCUGGUGGACGGUGACGGCCCCAAAACCUACUGGACCCGAGAGCUGAACGGCGAUGAGCUCAUACUGACUUUCGGGGCAGACGACGUAGUGUGCACAAGGGUCUACGUCCGGGAAUGAAGCUCUGCAACCUUCAUCAGGACGAGACAGACACCCAGUUGGACCACAACAAUUCGUUUAAACCCAACAACACUGUGUCAUGCUAACACGCUAACGUAUUUGCAAAGUAUCCUGUGUAACCUCUCAGCAUCAGUCUGCAUAGUGUCCACAAACAAUAGCAGUGUCUCUGUAAUCUGGUUAUUUGUAGUGAGUAUCGUGUCUGCAGUACAGUAGCUGGAUAUCUCAGUGUCCAUAUCUGCAACCCUGGUGUCAGCUGUGUACGUAGGAUUUAGUCAUCAGUUGCAUUGAUUAAGUAUUCAUGUUCAAUGACAGGAAACAAUAAAAGAUGGAACAAACAGAA
Messenger RNA from Epinephelus lanceolatus (giant grouper), 1014 nucleotides. RefSeq names its product cellular retinoic acid binding protein 1a (gene crabp1a). NCBI's taxonomy places the organism in Eukaryota, Metazoa, Chordata, Actinopteri, Perciformes, Serranidae. Gene Ontology annotation, molecular function: lipid binding. The record is from RefSeq and is a predicted model, not a curated record.